ACUUCCUCCGCCCCUGUUUCAAGGGAUAAGAAACCCUGCGCCUACGCGUCUCUCUUUCCCCGGCGGCUGCCGAACAUGGCGGAGAGUCAGCAGGUCCUGGUGCUUGAUGGCCGAGGCCAUCUCCUGGGCCGCCUGGCGGCCAUCGUGGCCAAGCAGGUCCUGCUGGGCCGGAAGGUGGUGGUGGUGCGCUGUGAGGGCAUCAACAUUUCUGGCAAUUUCUACAGAAACAAGUUGAAGUACCUGGCCUUCCUCCGCAAGCGGAUGAACACCAACCCCUCCCGAGGUCCCUACCACUUCCGGGCCCCCAGCCGCAUCUUUUGGCGGACCGUGCGAGGCAUGCUGCCCCACAAGACCAAGCGGGGCCAGGCCGCCUUGGACCGCCUCAAGGUGUUUGAUGGGAUCCCGCCCCCCUACGACAAGAAAAAGCGGAUGGUGGUUCCUGCUGCCCUCAAGGUCGUGCGCUUGAAGCCUACGCGGAAGUUUGCGUAUCUCGGGCGCCUGGCCCAUGAGGUUGGCUGGAAGUACCAGGCAGUCACGGCCACUUUGGAGGAGAAGAGGAAGGAGAAGGCCAAGAUCCAUUACCGGAAGAAAAAGCAGCUCAUGAGGCUACGGAAACAGGCCGAAAAGAACGUGGAGAAGAAAAUUGGCAGAUACACAGAGGUCCUCAAGACCCAUGGACUGCUGGUCUGAGCGCAAUAAAAUUGACACUUAUUCCUCAUGCCUGGCCUGGCCUGCCCUUCCUCCAUCGCCGCCCUAGGAUGUAGCGGGGACCCCCAGGGACUGCCUUCCAGGGUCCACAGGCAGCCUGGGCCUUGGAAGGCUAGGAGUUCGGCAGGGACCAUAGUCACUGCUGUUUAAGAAAGGCCCGUUGAAAAGUUCCAAUGGCAGGAGUAAUUUGUGACUUCGUUCACGAAAGCGUUAGGAAAUGACUUGGAACCGUUAGUUCAGCCUGAACAUUUGCAGGUCAGCUGAAAACACAAGGUUACACUUCCAGGAGGCCAGGUGCUGCGCGAUACGCUCCGCAGUCUGCAGCCGCUGGGAUGCGAGGGACGCUCGGGGGCGGCCGAGCCCGGUGGUGUGCCAAGGGCACUUACAGAUGUAUGUCCUGGGACAGCCAAGGAGUCGCAGGCCUUGCCCGUGUGCUUUUCCCUGUACCUUGUGAUCGGAAAUAAAUUAUUUUUACAGAAA
Messenger RNA from Pteropus alecto (black flying fox), 1188 nucleotides. RefSeq names its product ribosomal protein L13a (gene RPL13A). Bases 76 to 690 code for a protein of 204 amino acids. The record is from RefSeq and is a predicted model, not a curated record. Gene Ontology annotation, biological process: negative regulation of translation; translation. The transcript has 8 exons. Gene Ontology annotation, cellular component: cytosolic large ribosomal subunit; ribosome. Gene Ontology annotation, molecular function: structural constituent of ribosome; mRNA binding. NCBI's taxonomy places the organism in Eukaryota, Metazoa, Chordata, Mammalia, Chiroptera, Pteropodidae.